GGUAUUUGCAACAGGAAAAACUUCUAGCUACCUGCCGUGAAUUUAUUUUGGAAAGCUCAGAUUUGAAAGAAUAUGCAGAGCACUGUACAGAGGAUGGGUUCAUUCCAGCCUGCUUGCUGUCCCUGUGUGGAAAAAACUUGACAACUAUUCUUAAUGAAUAUGUAGCCAUGAAAACAAAAGAAACAACAAUUGAAGUUCCUGCAAUGAUGUCAUCUCUGUGGAAAAAAUUAGACUAUACGCUUUCUCAGAUCAGGAGCAUGCAGAAUUCCACAGGAUUUUCUGCUAAUCAAAGGACACGCACCAGAAGCGGGAUUGUAGAGAUGAAAAGGCAGAGGAUGCUCCAGCAGUCGGCCGCGGCAAGCUCCCUGCUGCUGCCUGUAGCCCAUCAGCCAGGGCCACAGGGUUCCUCUUCUGCUGUAGCUCCUCAAGUUAUGCAGAGGCCAGCAAUAAAUCAAAGCGUGUCACAGGCCAGGCUGAAUACGUUGUUUGUGCACCAGUCACAAGCCCAUGAAAACAAGAUCAGCACAGGAGAUUUCAUACACAUUCAAGUCCCAGCAUCACAAGAACGAAAGCUUCAUUCAAACUUGCUUUCUCCAGGAAGGCGAAAAAGUGACUCUCAGAAGAGGAAAAGCAUUGCAACAGCUGGACCUCUUACAGCAACCAGAAGUUCUCAAGACCCUGAUGAAGUAUUGACAGAAAAGCAACUGGUUAUUGAAAAUGCCAGAGAAAAAAUCUUGAGCAACAAAUCUCUUCAGGAGAAGCUUGCUGAGAACAUUAACAAAAUCCUGGGCAGUGAUGGCAGUGUUGCUCAGGCCCCUAAACAGACAGACAGUGGUCCCACAGAACAGGAGACUUCAAUUGAUGAAAUCCUUGGACUUCAGGGAGAAAUUCAUAUGUCAGAAGAGGCUAUACAGGACAUUCUAGAACAAACAGAAUCAGAUCCAGCUUUUCAAGCACUCUUUGACUUGUUUGAUUACGGAAAAAGCAAGGUAAACAAGAACUUACCUGCUGGUAUUUCUGAUCAGAAUGGAGUGGAAAAUGCAGUCCUGGUGGAUGAGAAUAACCUGGAAACACUUGAAAGCUCUUUAGGAACCGAAGAAAGUAGUAGAUGUAUUAAUUCCACAGAGUCACUGUCCUGUAAAGGUUUUCAGUUAGGAGAAGCACCGUGUGCCUUGAAGACCAGCAUUCAUGAUGGUGAUAUGGCUAAGGAAAACACAGCUGGAAGCUGCAGGCCACAGAAGCAGCCUGAACUGCUGAAAACUGUCACCCCUGAACAUAUUGGGGAGCUGGAAAUCGCUUUUGACUCUGUGCCUGGUUUGACUGAAGCUAGCAAGAGACAGAGUUCUGACAGCGAAUCUAAUGAACACUGUGGGGUUCCUUAUGAUAAAAAAGAGCCCUCUGCAUUAGGAUCUGAAAGUGGAAGAGCUAUGGAAAUUGAAAAAGGCCCACUAAGUCCUAGUGCUCAAAGCAGUCCUCAUUUGGAAUAUGUUCAUUCUGGCAGUCCGCAGAUGUCUUUGAUGUCAUUGGCGGAGGGUACUACAGCCAGUGAAAACAAAACACAUUCUGGAAGUAAAUGCCACUUAUCACCAGAUACUUCACUAUCUGAAAAAACACUUAAUGGAAGCCCUUCUGUUGGGAGCCCUAGCCACAGCGUGGUGCCACAAAAAAACAAUUCAGCAGUUCCUAGCCCAUCAGCAGAUGCAGGAAAAGAACAGGCUGCAACAAAUGGUACAGCUACUUUACCUGGUGUUUUACAGAACUCCAGCCACCACUCUCACUGUCAGGAACAGAGUAUGCAGUCAGACUGUGCUGAGAGAUCUGCAGCAAAGGUUUUGGAUCUUAACAAAACAGAGGUGCAGCUUGAAGUUGUUGAUACUUCUAACAAAACUUACUCAAAUGAUCAGCAUACUCUUGAUAAGCCUUGUAAGAAAGAUUUUAACCUCCCUUCAGGACUGUCAAGCUUGGAGAGAACACAAGGUGAAAUGCAGGAACCUUCAUCUUCUACAAAAGUAGAUGCUGAUAAUAUGUAUUUCUCUUCUGGUGAUGAUGCAUGUACAGAAAUUUCUGUAGUGUCCACUGAAAAUAAUCUUACUACAUCUGAAAUACGCCACUCUCCUCUCCCAGAAACUGCAUCCUCAGCGGAUGAAUCGGGUGCUGAGGCCAAAACUGUCAGUGGUGUGUCUUCUAGUAGUCAGCCAGUGGAUGUUGAUCCUUCUAAUAUCAUGUCCCUCAAGAUCAUCAUCAGUGACGAUCCAUUUAUUUCAUCAGACACGGAGUUAAAUAAUGCUGUUUCCAGCAUCACAGGAGAAAACUUGCCGACCAUAAUACUGUCUUCUCCAGCCAAAUCCCCAACCAAAACAGCAGGCCUAUCCAAAUGUUUAACUUCAGGAGACACAGAAAAAAACAUGGAUUCAGCUUUAGCAGAACAGAAUCUUCUCGUGCUUAGACCCAAGGAUCCUGUGGUCACCUCAGUUAACACUCAGAAUGAAGACUGCACUGUUUUUUCAGUUGCAGGCACCACUAACCUUUCCAAGGAAGGGGGAUUUAUACAGUUGAUGCCAGCGACAAGCACAGCUUUUGGGAACUCAAACAACCUUUACAUAGCCACCUGUGUGACUGAUCCAGCUACCUUGGGCACAGCAGUAACACCAUCAAACGUGGUGGUAUUGCCCAGCAACUCCAUGCCGCUUGCUGCCCAAGCUCCAGCUGUGCAGCAGUUACGGACCCCUCCUAGGGCCAGCAAUACGUUUGCAGCAAGCCAGGCAGUCUCCCCAAACUUCCCACAAGGUUCUGCCAUUAUAAUUACAUCUCCAGUGCAGCCUGUUUUGCAAGGAAUGGUGGGAAUGAUACCUCUGUCAGUGGUAGGACAAAAUGGAAAUACGUUCUCAGCACCUGCCCGCCAGGUUCUGCACAUGCCUGUGCCUAAUCCAGUGUGCAACAGAAGUGUCCCAAAACUUCCCAUCCCUCCCAAAUCGCAAAAGAUUCCUGGAGCAAGAAACAAGACUCACACAGGAAAAGUGGUACCAAGUGCAGCUGAGCCUUCGAGCCAUACCAGUUCUCGAACACAAAGGACUGGAAAUUCGGACAAGCUGAGCACUGCAGAACUAGGAAGGAAGGUGGAGGAGAACGUGCCUGUUGUGCCGGCAGAAGGCACGAGCUCAAAUUCCAGACCAAGUGAAAGUCACAGGAGAGUGCUGUGCUUCGAUAACGUCCUACCCGCUGCAGGAGGAAACUCCCAGGCUCAGGCUGCAAAGAGUUUACCCCAGAAAGAACGAAGCGACACCGCUGACUCCGUGUCAUCCUCCGCUAAGGCGCAGGCAGCGAAGAGAGAGAGGGAGAAGACGCUGCCCAGGAUUCUGUGUAAGCCGGAGGCCGGCGGCAGCAGAG
Messenger RNA from Merops nubicus (carmine bee-eater), 3387 nucleotides. RefSeq names its product nuclear protein, ataxia-telangiectasia locus (gene NPAT). The annotation marks the transcript as partial. NCBI's taxonomy places the organism in Eukaryota, Metazoa, Chordata, Aves, Coraciiformes, Meropidae. Gene Ontology annotation, cellular component: nucleus. The record is from RefSeq and is a predicted model, not a curated record. The transcript has 16 exons. Gene Ontology annotation, molecular function: transcription coregulator activity.